GUUGACAAGCAAGAACCAAGAUGUCUUCCUCCUCUGUUGUACCAGUGGUUUUAUGGGGAAGCACGCCUCCAUCACACUGUAUCUCGUGUAUUAUAACAACUUAUGAUCAGAAAACUGUCGUCACUGGAUCAACAGACGGACAGCUGGGGAUCUGGGACUUACGAUUCGUGGAACAUGGAGAGAUCAAAGUAAGGCUGCCAAUGGGAAUUCUAGGAUUAAAAUCAUUUACGAACAAGUUUGACGGUUACCAUAUAAAUUAUCACCAUGUUCUAUAAUUUGCUCUUAAAAUUAAAAGCGGUUUAACUCUGGAUUGCAUCAGUUCUUUUUUUCGAUUGUUAGUCUAUAUUCAGAGAUGUAUCGAUCUAGAAAGUGUCAGCUGAUCACACACUGGCUACAUGUGCAUGUACAGGUACAUCAUGCCAAAUUAGCUCAAGUAUACUGAAUUGCUGUGGUUGAGAUUUUUGUUUUGUUGAAAAAUUUGUCCUUGUUUCUUCAUUUUAACUAAAUUGAAGGGUAAAGUUUCCGCACAGCCCCAUACUAUUGUAAAGCAAAUCUGUUUUCCCGAUGGCAAUGUAUUGUUUUUGUCAUUGUUUUCUCUAUCCCAAGAACUGAAUGCAUAAUGUAGGAUGGGGCUGUGCGGAAAUUUUACCAAUGGAAGCCUCGCAUAGACCCUCGUUUAAAUUUAAAGCAAGCUUUGAGCUCUUACUCUGAACUACACGGGAAUUUUCUUCGUUUAGAUCCUGAUCUUCCUUUCGUCUCUCAUACAUUAUGCACGACCCCUUCGUCAGUCGAUCUGAAACGUUGCCAUGGGUUUCCAUAAAGAGUUUUUUCCCUUAUACUCAUACAUAUUUAUCAGAAGGAGAAAAUGGAAAUGGGGGUCCUAAAACAUGAUCGCCAUUAAAGGAAAUUAGCUUUAUUGAUCACAAGUGAAAUUAAAUCAGUGACAUUACAGUUCUCAGUAAUAAAUCUAAAUUCUGCUGUUAUUUUUCAUAAUAAAUGAAUACAUUGCACACUUUUACUGAAUACUACAGGUCAUACCCAGGAACCUUAUAUUUGCUCAUUCAGCAAAAGUCACAGCACUGGCUAAAGCUACAGAUGGAUGGGACAAUCAGUCCAGUGUAAUAAGUGCAGCUGACAAUGGGUAAGACAUAACAACAAAAUUUAUAUUACAAGAAAGGCACAAAUUGUUAUUCCUUAUAGUGAGACUGUUCUGCUCAUUUCAGAUUUUUAGCAGUAACUAUAAGUGGUAAAUUACAGAGGAUUUUCUCAAAAAUAACUGCUGAUGAUUGGAAGUAUUUAUGUAACAAAAAAUCAAAUUCUGUUCACUGAUAAGAAGUAAAUUGGUGUAAUUGCCUAUUUGAGCUAUAUAUUAAGUGAUUUUUUUCUCUCAGAGAGCUGUGCUUGUGGGACACAGAUGAUGGAAUCUGCAUUCAAGCAAAUGUCAUUCCAGGAACACAUUUGGCUCUAUUGGUAUGUACAUCAUCCGAGAGAUGACUUACUGAUUACCUGAAUGAAGAUUUGACUUUGACUCAUUCACAGGUGGACAUUAUGAUCAACUUUGACUCAUUAACAGGUGGACAAUUAAUGACCAAUUGGCUGACUGACUGACUAACAGACAGUGUGACUGACUAACAGACAGUGUGACAGACUGACCAGUAAUUGUGAAGAAGAGCUCCCCAAAAAACCUGUCGGCCGACUGUCGGUCAACUGUCGGCCGACAGUCGGCCGACAGUUGGUCGUCUGUCGGCCGACAGGUUUUGCCCGAAAUAUUGGCUACCUGUUGGCCGACAGUCGGCCAACUGUUGGUAAUGUGUCGGUAACCUGUCGGUAGCUUGUCGGUAAAACGUUAACACAAACCUUAAUGUUUUCUCUCAGUUUUCGCUUGAUACAACAUCCAACAUGUGUAAUACAUUGACAAGAAUAGCCUUUCAUAGAUUUGGUGGCUCCUAAAGGAGCCGUUUUGUGAGUGGUGAAAUAUACAAGAUACUUCACUCGUAGAAUCGUGAUUUUAGCGGCGCGCGCCUAAAUCAAUUAUCGCAUCACGCAUCCAAGUCUAAUUAUCGAAUUGUUGCGUAUAGUAAUUUAUUUCUUAACAUAACGAGUAAAAAAGAUUCACAGUUGUAUCAUUUAUUAAAAUUGAAAUUGGAAAUAGCAAUUUAUCCCAAACCUGCAAGAUAGAGGACGAUGUUAGCAACACAAAUGCACAAGGUAAACAUCAUAAGAGGCCGCAUUGCAUUGUUGGGUGAUUUGAACGAAAGUGUUUGUAUUGAUACGUAGCUUAUGGUUUUCAGAGUUUUUGGCCGAGUUUUCGAUUAAAUUAUCUUCCAAUGCGAUUCUUAGAUUGUCUGGUGUGUUGUAAAUUACGCAAGUGAUAUAUCCUAUACACAUCUCAUAUACCUUUAUCUAUAUCUUUACAUACUUUCAACUUUGCCGUCGAUCGGUAAGUAGGUGAAGUCUGUCGAGUCAUACAUCACCAUUAUGGAUUGUUAUGUCACGUUAACUGUUCGUUUUUAACACAAUUUUUCUUUUUUCUUAACCUGUCGGUAACCUGUUGGUUAGCUGUCGGUAGACUGUCGGCCGACUGUCGGCCGACAGGUUUUUUGGGAGCUCUUCUUCACAAUUACUGACUGACCAACUAUCUGACUUAUUGAAUAGAAUGGCUUACUUACCAAAUGACUUACUGAUUGACUUACCUCCAUACCACUAGCUAGCUUACUGAUUGGCUUACUGACUUGGUGGUUUGCUGGUUGACUGGCUGGCGGAGUGACUCACUGACUGAAUCAGUCACUAAUUUAUUGACUGGUUUUUGCUGACUGACUGACUGGCUGACUAACUGACUCAUUGACUGCCUGACUGACUUACUAAAUGACCAACUGACUGUCAACUGAGAUGGUAGGCUAAUUUGGUAUAUCAUCAUAUGAAUGCAUGAACACUCUAGCACAGUUACCAGAACAAAACAUACAAUGUUGUGCCUUGCUCAGCUCACAUACUUAGCCGAAACUUCCAAUAUAAACAAAUGGCCAACUUGGUCUAACUAACUACCAACAUACAUGUAGUUGACUAGUUGAUCACAAGAAACACCCAUUAAGAGUAACAUAAUUAACAAGAUUGACAGCGGUAUGCUCCAAUGUUUGUGCAUUUCUUUAUUCUUUCAGUCUUUCCAUGUUAGCAUUGGCACACGGAAAGAAUGGCGUGUUGUUUGUUAUGGCAGCUAUUCUGAUAUUCAUGUCUUGGAUGCUCUGUCUCUUGAGGUAAUUGAAUUCAAACUAAUUUCAUGAGUUCAAUUUAAUUUAAUGUUGUUCAUUGUUAAAGGUAUGUUUGUUCAUAGGGGUCAUGAUAUUAAAUGUAGCCUUAAUAAUUCUUCAUGUGAUUUAAAAUCAUCAUAAAUUCUUGAACCAUGCUAUAAUUUGAAGACCACAGUUUUUUUAUUAUUAAUACAGCUAUAGGAAUCUUGCAAUCUUUAAUUUGAUAUCUUGACUCUAUAAUUGAUAAUGACUCUAAAUUGUGAGACAAACAAUGAUUGUUCACUGCUAGUCAUAACUUGUACUCAAUAAUCUGGCUACUAUUGGUUUAGAUUUUGUACACUCUGCGUUCUCCAUCAGCCCCCAAUUGGAUCAGUUCAGCAUGUGUCGUGAGACCUGCAAGAAGACCAGGUACAGAAAUGACUGUAAUGUUAUUGUAAUUACUGUAGAGUAAUUGAUAAAAGUUGGUUAGUUAGUCUAUUUUGUGCAUCCAUGCACAUAAGGCCUAUUGGUAAGAGAAAGCCAUCAAUCUUUGUUGGUUGUCACAUGGUCAAUCUGCUCCUGAGUCCAGCCUCUGUCCUUCAUUUCCCUUUCUGCAGUUCUCCAAGCGUCCCUUCAAGAGUCCUUAUGAGCAACUGUUAUAAUUGGCAAAUGUAAUCGUGGAUUACAUUUGAUACAAUUACUGACCUACAACUGUACAUUUCUGUUUUGCCUCAGAUGAUGUUGUCGUUGCAAUCUCCUUGUCUGGUAUGCUCAAUAUUUGGAUGUUGAAACCAAAUGUGGAGUCUAAGGUGUGGUAUUUAACUGUUUGUUUACUUACAGGCUGUACAAGUCUGUUGUUGAGAUUUAUUUGUAAGAGGCAAAAAACUUUCCUUGUCCAGGGGGAAAUAGCAGAGUUCUUAACAGCUUUGAACAAACUAUAAAACUAAUAAAAGCUAUUGCAGGGUAGUUGAUAUAUGUAUGAGCUCAUGCAAUCACAUGCAGUUUUCUUUGAUGGAUUUGAGUGAUUGGAAACUGUAGAGUUAACAACUGGGUCGUUAAUUUUCUAUAUCAUAACUUUAAAGUUUGCAAUUUAGGCUAAAUUUGUAGCUUUCACUUUAUUUACUCUAUUCAUUUAAUGUUAUUGCAUACUCCAUUGGUUUCUUUUGUCAACAGUACAGUGAACCCACAUUUGAACAAGAAUUGAGCCAAGUUGCCAACAGUAAGGCCACAGGGAUCUGUUGUAAUCCUUUCACUCAGCGCACCAUUCUAGUGGUCUGUGCAAAAGAGUGGCUGGUGGGUACAUACAUGAUUGUGUACCUGAUGGUUACCUAUUUUUUGUGAGAUUUUUAUUGAACUUGCAAUAGAAAAAAGUGAGACUUAGAGUCCUGCAAAAACAAUAGUUUUAAAAUUUAAUCAUGGACAAUUCAUCAUUUAUGUUUUGCUGACUUAAACAUCUUUUACUUAAUUAUUGGUACAAACUACCACUGAAAUGUGACUUAAGUCCUGCAAAAGACAUGCCUUUUAAAGUUAAUCAUGGACAAUUUGAUACCUAUCAUUCAUUUUUUGUGAACAUAAAUACCUUUUAUGUAAUUAUUGUUGCUUUGUCUUGUAACCAUGCAAGUAAUGUGGGAGUUGUAGAAUAGUCUUUCCUGACUGCAUGUAACUGUACAGGAUAUUCAGUUGUGUCACAAUGUUGUGUACUUCAAGUUUUGUUACUGUCCAAUUGCUGGCUUUCAUGCUAAAUUACUGAAUUGUAGCUCUUUUUCCUUGCCAAAUCACAAAAUGAAGUAUUUCAGAAUAUGCCUCUAACUUUUUGUAAUAUCAGGUAAGUGCAGAAAUAAUGGCAUUAAUAAACAUUACCACACAACCUUCUCUUUUGGGCAACUUAAGCAACCUAAAGGUUGUAGUGUUAAUCAGAAUUUUGCUCAUAUGUAAGGGAGAAUGUGUGCACUUCCAUAGGUUUAAUGUAGACCAAAAGUCCACAAACUUUUUAUUUUAAUAACUUUACAUGUAUGCUGUAUUUGCCCUUCAUGGCAGAUGUACGAUGCGGGUGAUUUCAAGUUUCUCACAACCGUUGCCAGUCCUCCCGGCCAAAACUGGAUGGGUGGAGACUUUGUAGCAGCAGACUUUGUACUAGUAUGGAGUAGAGUGAGUUGAAGACAUUAUUUUACUGUGAUCAUUUGUAAAUGUUUAUUAUGAAAGGCAAUAAGUUAUUCAUUUUGUAUUUUGCACACAGGAUGGGAAGAGCUACUUGUUCAAGCUGCCUGCUUCGUAAGUACAAUUUCACAAUUCAAUUAUCAUUGUUAUUAUGAUUACGUUAUGGCAUCUAAAAGCAAGUAUGUGUGUAGACAAUUGUAUUCGGUGGUCCAAGAGUGUUAUCGCAGUAUUACUCACGGAACAAUUCUGCUUCUUUCAUUAGAUGUUGUCCAGGUUUUCAAGACCAGUGGAAAGGUCUGUUAAUAAUAAACUUUACUGUGCUUAUCAUUGGGACUACCUCUAUUGCCUUUGUCAUAGUUUGAUUGUCUCUCUCUUUACGUAUCUUAUAACUGAAGGCGAGCUUAAGGUGAUCACGGCAAGAUGAGAUAAGUGCAAAAAAAUAAAAAAAGGAAAAUGAUGUUUCCAUCUCUCCCGUGUAUCGCUCCUCUUUGAAAAGUAAGGCCUGUUUUGUAUGCUUUCCUUAACACUCCUUUUGUGACCCUUAGACAGGGUGUCGUCUAAGGGUCACAAAAUAUUAUAUCGAGCCAAAGCUCGAUAUUUCUAAGGGAAGAGAUUGACCCCAUCGUUGAUUUUUAAGGCAGAGGAAGGUUGAAGAGGGAAGGAAACUCCUACGUAUACGUGUAGGAAGUGUUAGAUGGAGAAGGAGAAGGGGGGGGAGGAGUAAAACUAGCUUACUGAGGAAAAGAGGUUAUUCUUAACAAAUAUCGAUACGGAUCAAAACCCAAUGUUUCAAAUACUGUUUCAUGAAUGAAUGUCUUUUAAAUAGAUUUAAUGGGCUGUAUUUUUCAAUAAAUUCUGGUACUUAUCUGGAACAUUUGCUCUUUCAAACGUUUAAAAUACCUUGAAAAAUGAAACAUAAGCUUCGAUGAGACGUUACAUAAGUAUUUACUUGCUUUGCUGUCCAUAGGUGAUCCUAUCAAGGAGCCAAAAAUCAUUCAGGUGUUUGAAGACUCACAUGAUCAGGUACUUGUGAACAAAAAUUAUCUAAGGUUCUCGCAUUACUACAAUAAUUUCCAUAAAGUUGUUUCUAAAUCUUGAAUUCUUCUGUAGAGCGCUGCCUCAGACUCUGACCCAGCCAUGUUUUUCUCUUAUGGUCGAAGAGGACCUUUCUACAAGCUGUUGCUAAAAGGCGGAUCAGAUGGAAGGUAACCAAAUUAAUGCAGGUGGAGCAGAUGAGUGAAGCAAUUAAGAAUUUAACUUUGAAUUGUCAUCUGUCUCUUGCAUACAAAACUUACAUACAGAAUUCUAUCAAGAAAUUUAGAUCAAACUUGGCAAUCGUGCGAAUGUAAUUGUGAUUGCAGAUCUUGUAUAUCAAUAUGCAGCAUUGUUUGUGGCAUGUUGCUUUGGAGCAUUGCUGUGAUAUAGGAAAAUGUCUUCAAAAAAGUUCUUUUUAAGUGAGAGACAAAAUCGAAUUUAAUUCUUUAUUAUAGUGCCGUUUAACGAUAAUAACGUAACAAUAUUAAAUAACUAAUCGUCAGUUUUGUUGAAUCAUCCCCGAGACAAAGUCAAGGGCAUCAUUCAAAUUUAUUGCUUCAGCACUAAUCACCUCGCGCAAGGUGAGUAUAACAAGAUAUGAAGCAAUCCUCGACCAAUCAGAGCGCGUGCAUCUCCUCGAUCACCGGAGCACUUACACUAAUAAAUAUUAAAGCCUUUCAUCAAUUUUUUUGUGUUUUUAGUGUCAUUGUUUGGAAACUAACCGACGAUAUCUUCACGUCAACAAAAUCUCGAGAUGCUAGCUCAAAGGGUAAUUUGUGAAUAGUAUGUUGAAUCUCGUUUUUCUGUUCCCCAGGCCAGUUACGCGUUUGAUUAGAUAAUUGAGGAAAGAAAGUAAAAUUGACAAAAACGCAAAAAAGCCAAAAAGUUAAUCGAUUGGCAUGUGAAUUAACUUUUUUAUGAUCUUACCGCUAGUAGUUUACAUCUGCGAUACGGAUUAGCGCUUUAGUUGGAAAAAAUAGAUUUUCUCAAUCAGUGGCUAUUUUUGUUUUUCGUUUGCAUUUUUUGCAAAAUUUGUAAAUACUUUCAAAUUGGAGGUCGUUCUGUUACUUAUGAGUAGAUGCACUAAGACUCCCAAAAUUUAUUUUUGUUGGAUUGUUUGAUUUAGGCACGCAUCCUGUGGUAUCCUGCAGUUACGCUGACUGCUGGGAGACAACUCUGAAGCCCUGUGGUCUUAUCGACUCUCUGGUAAGUUGACGCCUUGAGUUAAAGGUGAAGAGGUUCAGGAUACCAAACUGUUUUGUUGCGCCAAGAAAUGAGUGAAAAAAUGCUGUUGUAAGUAACAGAAAAAUUGUGGUAAACUCGUAAUCGCUAGCGCGCUGGAAUCUGGAUCGAAGUACCCCGGAUCGAGGACAGGUUAAACCCCUAAGUUGAUUUUCUGAAUGAAUAAUUUAAUCUCACUGUGCCCCUCUUCAUUCGGGAGUGUAAGAAGGUGCUAGAGGUGAAUAAAGAUAUUCCUUUAUAUUACAGAAAGUGGGAUAAACUCCUAUGGAUUCGACCACGUGGCUAGAGCCCGAGAAUGUGAAAAUAGACUCAGGAGAACUUCGUCUUUGAUAAUCACUAUUAAAAGUAUCGGGUGCUAUGACUUAUUUUGCUGUAGCAGAGGAGGGACACAGUGAAACGACGAGGAACUGUCGUUCCAAAAAUCAAUAUUCACUUGUAGCGCAAAUUUAACUGAAAAAAAAAGGAUGAACCUUUUCGUCGUUAAUACACCCUUUUUACUUAGUGCGCUUGCUCUAAUUAAAUGAUCUGAUUUUUUCAUUCCGUAGGAUGAUGGCGGACGAACUACCCCCCUGAGUGCUUCGCUUUAUUUACCUACGCAAGACUGUAUUGUGUGUGGCCGUGAGGAUGGUUCCAUUGUUAUAAUAUCAGCAGCAAAAGCAGCGAUAGCUCAGUUGCUUCAGCCCCCAGGCUCAGGUACAUGUACGCCUCUGCUAUCGCCUUUUCCUCAAAUCUUGAAACGUUUGCCUUGUUUCAACUUGUUGGAUAGUAUAAUUGACUUUUUUCGUCGUGAGUCAGUAUUAAUCUACUCUGCGCAAGUUUAUGGAGCAUUCGUUCAUUGGUUAUUUAUUUAUUUAUUUAUUUGCUGGGUGUUGUCUGUGUUACCUCAGUGGCCAGGCACGAAUGUACCGUGGUAUCAGAUUAAUUAUAAUAAUAGUGACAAUAAUAACUUUUCUAUUAACCCUUCAACUCCCAAGAUCUGUUUGUUAAUUCUCCCCUGUGGCUGCUACACAUUUCCUAGUAAAUUAUUUAUGAGAACUUGGUGCUAGAUCAAGAUAGCAGCUUCUAUCUGAUAAGUUUGAAUAUUCUCAUUACCUGUUUGCUGAAGAAUGUAUGGAUAUUGUAGGGAGAAGUUUUGUGUUAAUCACUUCUGGGAGUUGAAGGGUUAAUGAUGAUAAAAAUUAUUAUAUAUAGCGAUGGUUAUGGUAGUAAAAAUGAUUAAAAAAAUUAUGAAAAAAAACCGCCAAAAAAUUAACGGGACAGUUUUACUCACUUUUUGUCUUGAAAACACUGAAAAGUAAGGCUAGCGAUAGACAUUUUUCAUUUUAAACACAUCUUUUUUUUUUAACUCGCGGCUUUACGAAACAUAGGAACGGGUAAAUUUUAUAAUAGAUAAACCGAUUCUUUAUCUUGGUAUCGUAUGAUAAUUAUCCUCAAAUGCAAUCCUUCGAUACUCUAAGUACAUUCUGUACAGGAUAUCCACGAGUUUACCUUUGUAUUUUUUUGUUUUGUUUUGUUUUUUUUUUUAAUUUUCCUUUGUGGUUGUUGUAGUUAAGCCAAAAACAAAGUGAGUACGGAAUAAAAACAAAAAUAAAUGUGUUAUUUUGGAUUCCAUCAGUUGCGCUGAAAAUAACGGAGGAAACAUUCCUCAACAUUUUCGCACGAAAACAAAAGUUGUUAAAUGGAAAUAGCAGUAAGGUCAUUUGGUUCAGUGAAUGACCACUUGGGGUAAACAUCGAAAAUGUUAGUGUCACUUCAUGUGUUUGUAUCUUCAUUUCCUCAGGGUGGCCUGUGCACAGGGUGCUGUUAGGGCACAGAGGCCGAGUGACCUGUCUCCUGUACCCACACGAUGAGUAUCCUCGAUAUGACAGGGAAUUUCUAGUGUCAGGAGGAGCUGACUUUUCUGUCAAACUGUGGGACAUUUUUACUGGGGACCUUUUGUAUACAUUUUCUACCCAUGGAGGAGAAUUGCUGCGACUAAUCUGUACUCCACCCGAGUGCAGUGUAAGACUUUUGCUUGACGGUUUAAUUUUUUUUUUGAUGUUUUUCCUCACUAAUUUGUUUUUGUCUUCAGCGUGACUUAAGGUAUUCUUCAUUUCAUUUAUUUAUUCUUUAUUUACCUAUUCAUUUAUUCAUUGUUUUGCCUUUUAUUUUUAGAAUCGCGUCCAGUACUGUAUCUGUUCUGUAGCCCAGGACCACUCGGUUGCGUUGUUAGGACUUCGCGAGCGAAAGUGCAUCAUGUUGGCCUCGCUUCACGAAUUUCCCGUGGAGACAAUAAAGUGGCGAGCGUUGGAUGAUUUUCUGGUGGUAGGCUGUACUGACGGCUCGGUGUAUGUAUGGCAGAUGGAAACGGGUAAGGGUUAAGGUUUACGAGGAUUUUCUUGGAUUAGUUGAGUAAAUUGCACAAGCCUCACUAUACAAUUUUCCUUCAAAGUUAAGUUUUUUCCCUUAUGUCGUUGUUAUGGUCGCUGUUUCUGUUGUAAGUUGCAAUCAAAUAAUGUCUUAUUUAUCGACAUUAUUAUCCAGGUCACCUCGACCGGUGUGCAAAUGGCCAGGUUGCUUUGAACAUCUUAUCAGCGUGCGACGAAGAGAAGAAAUCUCCUUCGUCUAGUGUUCCUUCUAAGUCGAAGAGUUCUCUGGGAAGAAAGAUCAGCCACAUCACAUCAAACCUUCAGACGAGCGCAGCUUCCGCUGCAGUGAAGAAACUCAGGCGAAGCAUCAACCAACAAGCAGCGGCUAGUCCAUCUUCUUCCUCAAAACUAUCUAGUGAGUAGAACCAAGAGAUUAUGUCAGUUUCUAAUCUCUUGGUAAAAUGGAGAAGCUAAAGUAUAUUAAGUUACCAGAUCACGACAAACCCCCUAAAAAAGUUUCUUUUUUAAACCGUGCGGGAUAAAAAUCUCGAUAUCAGUUAAUUUAGCAAAAUAAUCCAUAGAUUUAGUUCGGAGAGAAGCAAACGUUAAAGGUUUAAGCAAAAACAGUCCAACCGACGUUUGGGUGCAACCGUGUAGAAAAAGAACGUCCGAUCGCUGUUUUGACAUUGCUUUGCUUCAUUUUUAUAGCAAGUAACGAAAACAAGAAGAAGUAUUGUUGCUCCUUCUGAGCGGGACGGUAGUCUAUCGCAGGUUGUCCUUAGAAAUCCUCCUUGUCACCCGACCAGUUUGCCGGUAUUUGUGCUAGUCUUGCCAAAGAUUACAGUGCAGUGACCCGCUUCAGGCUCAAACCAGCCCGCUACCCAUCAGGCCAUUAGGGCUCCAUCUGAGGUCUUCUAAAACACUCAGUAUAUCGUUUCAUUCCUUUAAUCCAAGGUGACGGUUAUGGUGAGGUUUUUGCCGGUGGUCCACUGAAAGUGAUGUCUACCAAGUGUGGGAGCCGAGAUCCAGAAAUACAAGUGCUUAUGUUUGAUAUAGAGGCGCUGAUAUGUAAUUUAUUAACUGAAGAAAAUCCACAGCUUGCUGGUAACUAUAAAUUUUUAUGUUAUCCCGUUCUACGAUUGCCUAUUGCUUUACUUUACUUACUUUACUUUGUUUUACUACAUAUUUUAUAUUUGAUUUCUGAAUAAAAAGUGCGCCUUGGUUGUUACUUCAUUUCCUUUUUUCUUUAGUUCUAAUUUUUUAGGGUCUUUGAUGUAUGACCUCUGUUUACAAUCUGAGGGUUUUCUUUGUAAAAUCACUUCAACAGUAUACUUCGCGAUCUUCAUUUCUCACAACAGUAAAAGGUCGUUGUCGAGCUCUCCGACAAAGAAUCAGAAUGUUUCGGCUAAAAGCAUAACCAUGCAGUUGUGUAUUUUUCUCCGUAGAUUGCAUAUUAUUUUAGAUACACGGUGUCGUGGUAAGGUAGUUUUCGUGGAGUUCUCCGAUUGGACAUUUCGUUCCUUCCAGAGUGUAAAGCGAGUUUCGAAAGACUUCAUGCGUGGUUUUCAACGAAUUUUUCAUUAUUCUCUACAGCUAAAUUGUCCAGCAAAGGUGACGUAUCGAAGACAGCCGUAGGAGGGAGAAGAAGAAAACGAGAUUCGCUAACAACUCAGCAAACGAGGAGCGAUGCAACUCAAAAAUCUACGCAUCAAAACCCCAAGAAAUCGUUAGUUACAAAUGAAACACAUUAUGUAGCCCAACUCAUGAUCUCGUGUCUACACUCCUGGGAUCUGGAUCCUAACAUGGAUGAGGUGUGUGUUGAGAGACUGGGUCUCCUCAAACCAGUCAAACCAGUUUCGUUUGGACUGCUAACUCGAGGAAACAGGCUUUCAUUGAUGCUGCCGGGAUGGUAUGGAGAAGCCGGGGAAGGAAGAGAAAGUGAUGCUGAAACUGCUUUAAAAAGACUUUCUCCUGAUAAAGCCAUUUUUACUGAGUUUGAAAUAACAAAGAGAGAAAAUGAGAAAUCGAAUUUGUCUUCCGAUCCAAACAUUGCGUCAGCUUUAAAGACUUGCUUUCAGUCACGCUGGCAACUUUCCUCGGCUUUGACAACUCUGCAUCUUGUGGGACUUGUAUCCGUCGCUAACACGCUAAUGAGCAUGAACCAGAUCAGUUUUGUUCCUCAGGAAAAGCGGCUUGCUCUCGUAACGAACACAGAUCAUGACAUUCCUCCCAUCUCAUCGAGUUAUGCCGAGAACGAACAACCUCCUGGUUUAAGUGAGACGGAAGUGCAACUUGCCAUGAAUCACCGUGCACAUAUCAAAGCCGGGUGGAGUCAGCUUGCUGCACUGCACUGUUGUCUGUUGGCUGACAUUCUGAAGAUUUCCUCUUAUAAGCCACCGCUUCUGCAUAUUCUAGCAAGGAGAUGGCAAGAUCGAUGUCUUGAGGUAUGUUUCACUUCGCGCUUUUUUGAAAGAGUUCUUUAUAGAUUAAUUAGAUAGUUAGCCAUAAAAUAGAACAAUGUAUCAGUGUGUAUUGUUAGUUCUUUUCCAUCGCGCAGGUUCGUGAAGCGGCACAGGCUAUUCUAUUAGCCGAACUGCGUAGGAUUGGGUCCGAGGGUCGUAAGCAAGUGGUGGAUACAUGGGCCCCUCAGCUACCAAAGUCGCUUGAACAGUCGGGAGGGACUGAGGACAAAGCUGAGAAGUCUGAUCCUGCACCCUCCCCUACCACUUCUAUUUUGGGGUUUGGUAAGUUCUCAAAAAUUGACCAGUCGUCCCAGUAGAGUGUUAAUUGAGUAAUGGGUUGAUUCAGCUGAUGGUGCAACGCCGCCCAACUGAAUUUUUAAACUUCAUUGAUGAGGAGACUGUAAGCAGCUUGAAAAUUGGUUUGUAAGACUUGUAAAGUGAUUGGUUAUCUUUUCUCAGAACGCAGUGUAGACGUCCAAAACGUUGAAGACGAGGUCCUGUUCCCAACCGAAGACGUCAGCACUGUCUUAACCAGCGUUAAGAAGUUGCUUCAAUAUGACAUGCGCCGUCGACAGGCAACCGCCAUCGUGCUCAUGGGAGUGAUAGGCGCAGAAUUUCAGCGUGAAAUUGAAGUAUAUUCGAGUCGUGAGCGCGACGGUGAAAAAAAACAGAGCACAAGCUCGCGAAGAUUAGAAAAACUGAGUGAAACUCCAGGUAAAGAUGGUAAAAUCGUGCGAAAGAGUAACAGCGAACGUAAGUGCUGAUGUUUAAGAAGGCUCCUAAGGGUUUUUUGGCCGCGCGAGAUCUGGGUACGAACGUAGCACGAGCUUUGAAAAGGUCAACAUGCAAAAGGAACAAAGCAGCUCGAUACGAUCGCACGAUUGUUAUCUGACAAGGUGUGUUAAAAACAGUUUACACAAUACAGUUUUUAUGUGAUGGAAUCUAGGGUUUCCAAGAAGUGCACCCGUAAUAUUCAUAGGCCUUCUACGCCUUAAAAAGAGUUCAACCGAAAAGAAAACACCCGGGAAAAGAUUGUCAAAAGGCGACAGAUUCGAAAGUCUACGCAUGGCGAAGUUCUACUCCAUUACGUGUUGUUUUGCUAUAAAGAAAAUAGGGAUCUUUCGAGAAAGAUUUAUCACGUUUCCUUCGGUGGAAUUUCCAAAGAUUUGCUGGAACGUUAAACAUAUAUGUGCCCCUCCUAGUGCCUGUUAAAGAAAGAAAUUCAUUCGACCAAAUUUGAGAUAGAGGAAGAAAAUAAAAAAUUGCAAAUAGCGAUGAAACUGCCUUUGAAACCCCUAUUUUCUUCGGCUUUUAAAUGAUCGGCAGGACAAUUUUCACAAAUUGUGAAAAUUUUGAGAGAUUUCACCAAAGCAAAUUGAAGAAAAUCAAAGGCAAAGCCAAAUUAUCACUGAUGAGCGCCUCCCUUCGUGGAGCCUUAGCUUAAUAACGAAAAUGAUUUGGAUAAUAUUUACUGCAGCAAACGAUGGUGCGAACCUUGCUCAUUGCCUUUUGAUGGCUUUUAGUGACCUUUAAAAACGAAAACAAAAGUUAACUAGAAAAACAUUACGCUGGCGCGCGCCAACAUUGAACAAAAACCCUAUGGAGCCUCCUUAAUUGCUUGCAUAACCUAAUUAUCUUUUAAUUAUCUUGUAUAACAUUAAAUCGUAAUAUUCUGUAUAACACAACAACUUAGUGGAACUUACCUUGUCUUAGCGAAAACUAUGAUCGGCAAACGUUAACUGAUACUCUAGAAAACCAUACGGGUCGUUAGUUAAAUUUGAAACAGUACUUUACUUACGAAACAAAAUACAAACAAUCUCCUUCGUUCACGUUUUCUCGUAUUCUUACAGUCUGAUGGCGAAUUGCACAAGUUGAUUACAUGUGUACAUGGUUUCUUUUGUAACCUUUUCUGGUAUUUUCAGGUGGUGAAGUUAUCAUGGAUUACACUACAGUACGUCUCACUGGUAAAGCUCUUAUGUAUCUCUUACUCAAACCCCCUUCGUCCCAACUUACGGCACACACGUCAGUCAGACGAGCAGCCAUUGAUCUGAUUGGUCGGGGGUUUACUCUUUGGGAGCCAUAUAUGGACGUUUCAGCUGUCUUGAUAGCGUUGUUAGAACUCUCGGCGGACAGCAAGAACCGAGAUCUCACAUUCAGGAAAGGUUUACCAUUGUCGCCGUCAGCAGAUACUCAUCGAUCAGCGAGGCAUGGGCUGUCACUGAUUGCUACAGCACGACCUGCGGUCUUCAUAGCGACCAUUGCGAAGGAGGUGAAUUCAUUUUCGCUGUCGCUAAAACACAAGUAAAAUAAUUUGUCAGAUCAUCGCAAAGUUAAAACGUGUAACAAAGCAGAGGUGCCGUCUGAACAAGAACCUCAACUGCAUUGCAAAGGUUUUCACGUAGUGCAAAGUUGUCGUUUGUGAUGUAACAGGUAGUCAGCACUCACAUAAACCGUGUUCAGAGUUUGCCAUUUAUAAUGUAAUUAAUUGAAACGUGUCUCCAUUGAACAUCUAGGUGGCUCGCAGUGUUUCAGCGGCUUCUUCUAUCUCCUUUAAUCAACCUUCUCCAGCAGCCAUUGCGGUGUACAGCCAUGUUCGUCACCAGCCCUCUCAGAAUGCAGAGGCUCAGAGCACGUCCAUAUUGAACAGAGCUAAGCACGAGAUACUGCGGAUAAUUGACCUCAUGGUUGAAAAGACACAACAAGAAGUUGUAGAUCUUUUAACUGAUGUAUGAACUACCUUUCUAUUUUCACGUAUAACUAUACAUAUAAGUUUUUUUUCAGAAGGUUUCACGGGGUUUAUAGUUUGGUAGUUUGCGGCCUUUCCCUUCAUCUAGGCAUCUAGACGGCAAAACUCUGGAACAAAAAUUUAUCUUUCAAAUCGGCACUCCUAAUCCUUAUGGUAUCAACGAACGCUUUUCAUUCCACUAAUUUACUCUUGUUUCUCAAAUUACCAUGUUUACGUCUCACUCAGUCCGAGACACCUUAUCACCGACCAUUUGGUUUCUUUUGAGCGGGCCUUUCACCAGGCUUUCUCGUUGUUUUGGAAGUUUUCGGAAAUUGGAACGAGAGAGGUAUCUGCUUUUGUGUUCGUUGGUUCAUUGCCAGUUGUUGCGCGGUAACAAUGACGAAAACUGAUACACGUAACUCUGCUAUUUUCCCCUAGGUUGUCGACAUUGUUGUUUACUGUUUGGAUCAGAGACAACUCAAAGAGAAAGGAAUGACUGAAUUAUUCCCUGGACUAUGUCGGUACGUUUACUGUAAAUAUUGUCGCAUAAGUCUACGUUCGAGCAUUAUCGCGCUUUAUGCACCAGUUUCUCUCUGAACAGAGUCACGUGUCACGUAUCACGAGCAAUUCAUGUGUUUAUUUUAUUUUUUUUCAUUUUCUUGUUCUGUUUGACGUAAUGAUUAUCCAGUAUUGCAACAAGAGAACGUGUUCUCUAGAUCUUAAUUAAACGAGUCCUAGGCUUGAUCUACAACUGAUUUUUACUCGAUCGCACCCUUCGCGCUUUUGGCAACGGCUUGGACUAGCCUUUGUUUGUAUUGGGGUCAUCGUUCUCUACGGUAAUGAAUGUGUUGACCACUUUCACAACGGUGGGCAUGACUUCUAUUCUUUUGCAUACAAAUAGGCCUUGUUGGCCUCGCUUUGAAUGAACAUUUGAUUGUUUUUAAACAUGCUGUCGCGGCCAGAAAGCCUGAUUUACUUAAUUAUGAAAUAUAGCAAUUUAUAAAAAAUAGAUGCUAUUCCACUUUGACAGGUUCAACAUGGUGAGUUACUCGCCCCAGUCCCGCCGCCUUGCAGUUGGAGCGAAGAAUGGUCAGUUAGCUUUGUAUGAUCUGCGGUCGUCGCGCUGUCAGGCAAGUUUACGACGAGUUUAGUUGUGUGUUGUUUUAUUCUUUUGAUAUUUCACAUGAGGACCACGACUUUGUUUAGAACUUUCAGUCAUCCUUCACUUUCUUUCAAAUAGUUUUGCCAAAUACUAAAUUCCAGUUUCAAGUAGCAAAGACACUCUUGAUACAUUUGCAGGAAGUAACCGUUACUUUCAUGUUUGAGGCCUGAUUGUGUUUCUGAAAUGAAAAGCUUCAGGAGCGAUUCAGUUCAAGUUUUCUCCUCAAAUUUAUCACGUUAUUUUUCGAUGUACUACCUUCGAUCAUUGGGAGAGCGACCGUAAAUAGCUAACAAUGAUUGUUGUUGUCUAUACCCCAAACAACCUUUGUUGAAAGUUCUUCUCUCCUUUGAUAGCGCGCAAUAAUCCUAUCGUUAGAGGUCCUAGAAUCUUUUCAGAAUCGGUUACUUUAUAAUCCUUGUUUACAGAUGGUUUCAGCUCAUUCUUCUCAAGUAACAGCCCUGUCUUUUUCGCCUGACGAUCGCGUACUUGCUUCAUACAGCUUCGGAGACUCCAAAAUUUGUUUCUGGCAGGUAAUUUUCAGAUUAAAUGAAAGAGAUAAAGCGUGCGAAAGAGAGAGAGAGAUUUGUCAUACCUAAUUUUAUUCGAUCGCCUUUGGUCAAGAGGUGAUUUGAAGGUGGUUUCAAAAUAAGAAAUUUGUUUUAUGUUGAACAAAUUACACCCUAAUCUAAAUUAACAGUCAGGUUCACGAUUAAUAAUCCUUUUUUUUCCCGACAAUCCUUUAUACAAUUUAGAAUUCUUCAAAGUAUCCAGUUUUCGAUUAUUACUAGGCCUUGUUUGGUUUUUUACCCUACCGUACUUUAGGAAGUCCUACAAUUCUUCCCCCCCCCCCGCCCUUCCACCUAUCAAAAAAUAUUUGAAUAAUGUUGAAAUGUUUUGACUAAUAUGCGACGUUUUAUGUCCGCCCCAAUGGUACUAUUGACAAAUCCUUGGAGGGUUAGGCAAUACGCAACUAUCUUUUUUAUUUUUGAACACUUGUGCCAAGACGUAUCGUCAAACAUGUCCGUUGUCUUUAUAUUCUGUAGACUGGCUCGUCAUUGUUCGGUAUGCUGGGAUCAUCUCUCCGAUGUGUCCGUUCCUACACCACAGUCUCUCCGUCUCCAAAAAUGUCUCCUGCUCUGCUAAAACUCAUACGACUUGUUUGGAUUAAUCAUAAAAAUGUUAUUCUGCUUAUGGCUGAUGGGACAGAAUACAAAUAUUCUGUAUAGAGAACUACAAUGUGUAAUCACCCACGGAAUAACAUUACUGCCUGUCUAUGUUAAAGUAAAUCAAUAAGAACCCAAACAUUUCAAACUAAGCUUUCUCAGGACAAGUCCGUUAGACGCCUGUGCGUAACCACACUUUCACUGUACUCUUUUUUUCCUUUUUCCCUUUUUUUCACCAGAGCCUUCGUUACGAUGUGGUCAUCUCAAUAAAUAAAGUUUCUCAUUUGCAUGCAGUUUAUGUAUUUCCCAUCCUCAACUGGCAUCCUUUUUCGGUUUCGGUGUUUAAUUUUUUCCUCACCUUUUUUCGACAGUUUGGAACCCUGACAAGUCACUUUAUCAAGGGUUUAAGAUUACCCAAGUUGUGAACUUUCAUAUUGGAUAACUUAUUUCUAGGCCUUAUUUUCCAAGUGAAGACAACUCUCCAAGGCAAUUAGAAUAAUGUUGAAUAAAGCGUAGCUUCUCUGAACCACAGUGGUUGGAGCUGGGUGAAACUAAAGCAAGUGUUUACUUACCUUGAAUAAAUAAAUUGAAUAAAUAAUGAAUAAAUAAGCCAGUCUUUCUGUCACUGGUUUGUGGCCUAAACUAUAUAUUAAUUUAAACAUGAAACUGAAAAUAAAGGAACUUUUAUGAGAG
Pocillopora meandrina is the source of this 18211-nucleotide messenger RNA. NCBI's taxonomy places the organism in Eukaryota, Metazoa, Cnidaria, Anthozoa, Scleractinia, Pocilloporidae. The record is from the annotation of a GenBank genome assembly.